CCAAACUAAUUUGUGUGUUCUAGCCAUAACCGAUUAAUUUUUCCUUUUCAUUACAAAGACCUGGGUUGUUUUGCUAGCUAGCUAGCUAGCUGUUAGCUUCUGCAAUGGAGAUCAUCAGCUGUGACCUUGAAAAAGCCGGUCACAGUUUCAACAGAAGGGGUUCGUUUUGGACUGACGAUGGCAGGGCGGUUUUCUCAGCAUCUUCAGUUGGAGAGGACGACGAGGAAGCUCUCAAAUGGGCAGCUUUGCAGAGACUUCCUACAUUCACUCGUUUGAAAAAAGGUCUGCUCACUACUACUCAAGGCCAUGCCAACGAAGUCGAUGUGCAUCACCUUGAGCUCCAAGAAAAGAAAGACUUGAUCGAGAGGCUAGUGGGAGUUGCUGAGGAGGAUCAUGAGAAAUUUUUGUUGAGGCUUAAGAGCCGAAUCGAUAGAGUUGGAAUUAGUCUUCCUACAAUUGAAGUUAGGUUCGAGCAUUUGAAAAUUGCAGCUGAAACUCAUGUUGGAGGCAGGGCUCUGCCUUCUGUCUUCAAUUAUUGUGUUAAUGUAGUGGAGGGUUUCUUGAAUUGCCUGCACAUUCUUCCUGAAAAGAAGGAACAUUUGUCUAUACUGAAAGAUGUGAGUGGGAUCAUCAAACCUUGCAGGAUGACAUUGCUUUUGGGUCCUCCAAGUUCGGGGAAGACCACGCUCUUGCUGGCUUUGGCCGGAGAGCUUGAUAAGGAUCUCAAGGUUUCAGGAAGUGUGACUUACAAUGGUCAUGGCAUGCACGAGUUUGUGCCUCAGAGAAGUGCUGCAUAUAUCAGUCAACAUGAUGUUCAUAUUGGAGAAAUGACAGUUGCAGAAACCUUGGCCUUUUCCGCAAGAUGCCAAGGGGUCGGACCUCGUUAUGAGAUGCUAGCAGAGCUAAGUAGAAGAGAGAAAGAUGCAAGUAUUAAGCCAGAUCCAGACUUGGAUAUCUACAUGAAGGGAAUAGCAUCAGAAAGCAAAAGAGCAGCAUUUGUGACAAAUUAUAUUCUGAAGGUUUUGGGAUUGGAGGGCUGUGCAAAUACCUUGGUAGGGGAUCAAUUGAUAAGGGGUAUCUCUGGAGGACAAAAGAAGCGAGUCACAACUGGUGAGAUGUUAGUUGGUCCUGCUAAGGCACUAUUCAUGGACGAAAUAUCGACUGGUUUGGAUAGUUCAACAACUUAUCAAAUAGUGAAUUCCAUCAAGCAAUAUGUUCACAUUCUCCAAGGGACUGCAUUCAUCUCACUACUGCAGCCAGCACCCGAGACUUAUGAUCUAUUUGAUGACAUUAUUCUCCUUUCUGAUGGUCAAAUUGUGUAUCAAGGUCCCCGUGAACAUGUUCUCGAUUUUUUUGAGUCUAUGGGCUUCAGAUGUCCAGAGAGAAAAGGUGUGGCCGAUUUCCUGCAAGAAGUGACAUCAAGGAAAGAUCAGGAGCAGUAUUGGUUUAGCAGAGAUGAACCUUACAGGUUCAUCACAGUCGAAGAAUUUUCCGUGGCAUUCCAAUCUUUCCACGUAGGGCGCGCAAUUACACAUGAACUUGCUACUCCAUUUGACAAGACCAAGAGCCACUCAGCUGCAUUAACAACAAAAAAAUAUGGUGUUAAAAGAGCAGAACUGCUGAAAGCUUGUUUCUCAAGGGAGUUCUUGCUCAUGAAGAGGAAUUCAUUUGUUUACCUUUUCAAGCUUAUCCAACUCUCAAUAUUGUCUCUGAUUACAAUGACACUGUUCCUACGAACUGAGAUGCACCGCGAUUCAGUAAUUAAUGGAGGAAUUUAUGCUGGCGCAUUAUUCUUCUCCUUGGUUGCUGUUAUGUUCAAUGGAAUGGCAGAGCUUUCGAUGACUAUAGCCAAGCUUCCAGUGUUUUAUAAGCACAGAAAGCUGCUCUUCUUUCCACCAUGGGCAUAUGCACUUCCGGCAUGGCUCCUCAAGAUCCCUCUCACCUGUGUUGAAGUUGGUGUUUGGGUAUUUAUCACCUAUUAUGUCAUUGGCUUUGAUCCAAAUGUUGGAAGAUUGUUUAAGCAAUACCUUCUCCUCCUACUCAUGAAUCAAAUGGCUUCUGGAUUAUUCCGAUUCAUUGCUGGAGUAGGUAGAAGCUUGACUGUUGCUAAUACAUUUGGCUCAUUUGCACUAGUCAUGCUUUUCGCUUUGGGGGGCUUUGUCCUGUCAAGAGAAAAUAUAAAGAAAUGGUGGAUAUGGGGCUACUGGAUAUCACCUUUGAUGUAUGGGCAGAAUGCAAUUGUAGUUAAUGAAUUCCUUGGCAAGAGUUGGUCACAUGUUCUUCCAAACUCAAACGAAUCAUUAGGAGUUGAAAUUCUGAAAUCUCGUGGAUUUCGUACACAUGCAUAUUGGUAUUGGAUUGGCGCAGGAGCAUUGGCUGGAUACAUGCUCUUAUUCAACAUUUGUUACACUCUGGCUCUCACUUAUCUAAACCCUUUGGACAAGCCACAGGGUGUUAAAUCAGAAGAAUCUCAAGGCAAUAAAGAUGAUGACAAAAGCUUGACUCCUCAAAUCAGCAAAGAGAAAGGAGAUGGAAGUACUACGCAUAACACGAAAAGAGGAAUGGUUCUUCCAUUUGAACCAUAUUCCAUCACCUUUGAUGAAAUCUCAUACUCGGUGGACAUGCCACAGGAAAUGAAGAACCAAGGUGUUCCUGAGGAUAAAUUGGUGCUCCUCAGGCGCGUGAGUGGUGCUUUCAGGCCAGGUGUACUCACAGCUCUUAUGGGAGUGAGUGGUGCUGGCAAAACAACUCUAAUGGAUGUACUAGCUGGUAGAAAAACUGGGGGAUAUAUUGAGGGAAAUAUCACAAUUUCUGGGCACCCCAAGAAGCAAGAAUCAUUUGCUCGGAUUUCUGGAUACUGUGAGCAGAAUGACAUCCACUCUCCACAUGUUACUGUUUAUGAAUCCUUGAUGUACUCAGCAUGGUUGCGUUUACCUGCAGAAAUCAAUUCCGAAACAAGGAAGAUGUUUGUCGAGGAAGUGAUGGCACUUGUGGAGUUGGAUCCGUUAAGGCAAGCACUUGUAGGGUUGCCUGGUGCAAAUGGUCUCUCAACUGAGCAAAGAAAGAGGCUGACCAUUGCAGUUGAACUAGUGGCUAACCCCUCCAUAAUUUUCAUGGAUGAACCAACUUCUGGCCUAGAUGCAAGAGCUGCUGCAAUUGUUAUGAGAACAGUUAGGAAUACUGUGGACACCGGAAGAACAGUUGUGUGCACCAUUCAUCAGCCAAGCAUUGAUAUCUUUGAAUCUUUUGAUGAGUUAUUCCUACUGAAGAAAGGGGGACAAGAGCUAUACGUUGGGCCAUUGGGGCGUCAUUCUUGCCAUUUAAUCAAGUACUUUGAGGGAAUUGAUAAUGUCAGUAAGAUUAAGGAUGGUUAUAAUCCGGCUACUUGGAUGUUGGAAGUCACCAGUUCUGCGAAAGAAAUAGCUUCUGGUGUUGAUUUUGCUGAUAUUUAUAAAAAUUCAGAGCUAUACAGGAGAAACAAAAUACUUAUUGAAGAACUGAGCACCCCUCCUCCAGAUUCCAAGGACCUGUAUUUCCCUACUCAAUAUUCUCAGCCAUUUUUAACACAAUGCAUGGCUUGCUUAUGGAAACAACAUUGGUCGUAUUGGCGCAAUCCAGCAUAUACUGCCAUAAAGUUGAUAUACACAACCAUCAUAGCCUUGAUGUUGGGGACAAUGUUCUGGGACCUUGGCUCCAAAACGAAAAAACAACAGGAUCUGUUCAAUGCAAUUGGUUCUAUGUAUGCUGCUGUUCUGUUUCUUGGUAUUAAGAAUUCAACUACAGUUCAGCCAGUAGUGUCUGUCGAACGAACAGUCUUUUAUAGAGAACGAGCUGCUGGAAUGUAUUCUCCAUUGGCUUAUGCAUUUGCACAGGUUGCAAUUGAGCUCCCAUAUAUUUUUGCCCAAACAAUUCUCUAUGGUGUCAUAGUCUAUGCAAUGAUCGGUUUUGAGUGGACUGUGACUAAAUUCUUAUGGUACCUAUUUUUCAUGUAUUUCACAUUUCUGUACUUCACCUUCUAUGGUAUGAUGGGAGUGGCCUUUACACCGAACCAGCACGUUGCUGCUAUAAGCUCUAGUGCAUUUUAUGCAGUAUGGAAUGUCUUCUCCGGGUUCUUAAUCCCACGAACUAGGAUUCCUAUAUGGUGGAGAUGGUACUAUUGGGCAUGUCCAAUGGCUUGGAGCUUGUAUGGAUUGGCUAUAUCACAGUUUGGAGAUCUACAGAACGAGCUUGAGACGGGCGAAACUGUGGAACAAUUUAUGAGGACUUACUUUGGCUUCAAACAUGAAUUUCUAGGAGUGGUUGCAGCAGUAGUUGCUGGAUUUGCAGUACUCUUUGCAUUUGUCUUUGCCUUUUCAAUUAAGAUGUUGAACUUCCAGAGGAGAUAGAAGGUUUUGUUUCAUCAGGAAACAUGUCAAUUUGUACAUCAGGCCAUCAGCCAUGGAUUAGUCUUCUCUUCAGCUUUCAUCUUAAUAGUAAUUGACAACCUGUUUAUAAGUGAUAUGAUUCUUUUGAACUAUUAGUAAAGCCAACCAAAUUAUUUCA
Molecule: messenger RNA, 4542 nt
Organism: Rosa rugosa (rugosa rose)
Lineage: Eukaryota; Viridiplantae; Streptophyta; Magnoliopsida; Rosales; Rosaceae
Product: pleiotropic drug resistance protein 1-like
Exons: 25
Coding region: 105-4385 (1426 amino acids)
Cellular component (GO): membrane
Molecular function (GO): ABC-type transporter activity; ATP binding; ATP hydrolysis activity
Source: RefSeq, a predicted model, not a curated record